Macrobrachium nipponense is the source of this 402-nucleotide messenger RNA. RefSeq lists its product as uncharacterized. Lineage: Eukaryota; Metazoa; Arthropoda; Malacostraca; Decapoda; Palaemonidae. The record is from RefSeq and is a predicted model, not a curated record. The transcript has a single exon. Bases 1 to 402 code for a protein of 133 amino acids.
AUGGCUACUGCGAAAAAAGUCAAGCUUGAUGUCCCAUCACUUCAGUCAUCAUGGACAAAUGACUUCGAAUUUAUUCAGCAGAAUGAUUGUGUUAUGUGUGCUCUCUGCUGCGAGAAUGUCGUGUGGCGUACAUCGAGUGUUAAACGACACUUUGAAACAAUACACAAGAAGCCUUUCAAGGAUAGUGUUGACAAGGCUAAGGUGAUUAAGAAAGCAGUAUCCCGCUAUGAGAAACCAAGUAAUGUGUUAAAAAACUUAGAGUGCCAGCAAAAAAAAAAUGAAACUGAAGCCAGUUACAAACUAGCUCUGUGUAUAGCUAAGCAUGGAAAGCCUUUUCCUGAUGAAGAUUUUAUAAAAGCAGCUUUCAUACAGUGUUCUGAGGUGUUAUUUGAUGGCAUAUGA